UUUGUCAUGGCUACAGGAGGUAGCCCCUUUGAGGAAGGCAUGAAUGAUCAGGACUUGCCUAGCUGGAGCAAUGAGAGCCUUGAUGACCGGCUGAACAACACGGAUUGGGGAAGUCAACAGAAGAAAGCAAACAGGCCUUCAGAAAAAAAUAAGAAAAAACUUGGCUGUGAAGCAGAAACGAGGCUUACUAAUGAUAUAUCUCCAGAGUCCUCACUUGGUAUGGGUCGGCGAAAGACCAGGACUCCGCAUAGUUUUCCUCACACUAGAUAUAUGACCCAGAUGUCUGUUCCAGAGCAGGCUGAGCUAGAAAGACUGAAACAAAGAAUAAACUUCAGUGAUCUUGAUCAGAGAAGCAUUGGAAGUGAUUCUCAAGGCAGGGCAACGGCUGCUAACAACAAACGUCAACUUAAUGAAAACAGAAAGCCCUUUAACUUCCUAUCACUGCAAAUAAACACGAACAACAGCAAAGAUCCCUCCUCAGGUUCCCAAAAAAAGGAGUCCGGGGGAUCACUGCAAUGUAAAGAGUUAUUUGGAGCUGCUCUAAGCAAGGAUUUCUUGCAAAAUUGUCAGAUCUCUAAUCAAGAAGAUGGAAGAGGGGAGCCAGCUAUGGAUAGCAGCCAGAUUGUGAGCAGACUAGUUCAGAUUCGCGACUAUAUUGCUAAGGCCAGCUCCAUGCGGGAUGAUCUUGUAGAGAAAAAUGAAAGAUCGGCCAAUGUUGAGCGUUUAUCACAUCUUAUAGAUCACCUUAAAGAGCAGGAGAAAUCCUAUCUGAAAUUUUUGCAAAAGAUGCUUGCUAGAGAAAAUGAGGAGGAGGAUGUUCGGACUAUAGAUUCAGCUGUGGGAUCUGGUUCUAUAGCUGAGAGCACAUCACUAAACAUUGAUGUGCGGUCUGAGGCUUCAGAUACGGCCAGAGAUCCUCAACAGGAAGCAAAAGAGGAGCUGGAGAACUUGAAGAAGCAACAUGAUUUAUUGAAAAGGAUGUUACAACAGCAGGAGCAAUUGAAGGCUCUUCAAGGAAGACAGGCAGCUCUUCUUGCUCUCCAGCACAAAGCAGAACAAGCAAUUGCUGUCAUGGAUGAUUCUGUUGUAACAGAGACCACUGGCAGUGUUUCUGGAGUAAGUCUCACAUCAGAACUGAAUGAAGAAUUAAAUGACUUAAUACAGCGCUUUCACAACCAGCUUCAUGAUUCUCAGACACAGUCAGUGCCAGAUAAUAGAAGGCAAGCAGAAAGUCUUUCACUUACCAGAGAGAUUUCACAAAGUAGGAAUUCUUCAACAUCAGAACGUCUGUCAGAUGAGAAGGUACAGCUUUUUAACAAGAUGCGGAUGUUGCAGGGUAAAAGGCAAGAAUUGGACAAAUUGUUAGGAGAACUUCAUACACUUCGUGACCAGCAUCUAAAUAACUCCUCUUUUUUUCCUGCAUCAGGUUCUCCUCAGAGAAGCAUUGAUCAAGGAAGUACAGCGUCAGCUGCUUCUGCUCCUGCAGGCAUAGUGACUGUUGUCAACGGUGAAUCCAACAGCCUGGCGUCGUCGGCUCCCUAUCCUCCCGAUUGCCUCACUUCUCAGAAUGAGAGUGAAGAAGAGGAAAAUCUAAACCCAACAGAAAAGCUCCAGAAACUAAAUGAAGUUCGUAAGAGGCUGAACGAGCUGCGUGAGUUAGUUCACUACUAUGAGCAAACAUCUGAUAUGAUGACAGAUGCUGUGAAUGAAAACACUAAGGAAGAGGAAGAAACAGAAGAAUCUGAAAGUGAUUCCGAACAUGAGGAUCCACAGCCUGUUACAAAUAUUAGAAACCCUCAGGGAAUCAGUAGCUGGAGUGAAAUGAAUAGCAACUCAAAUAUACAAUGUGGUGCUAAUAACAGAGAUGGAAGGCAUCUUAAUACUGACUGCGAAAUAAAUAACCGAUCUGCUGCUAAUAUAAGGACUCUCAAAGUAUCUUCCACUCUAGACUGUCAUAAUAGGGAGGAUGACAAAGGUGUUGACCUCCCCCAAGGUGAAGAUGAUGAAGUUGAGGAAGAUAGAGCUAGUGAAGAUUCUGUGUCUAGCCACAGAAGCAGCCUGGGGGAUGCUGCUGGAGAUGCUGAGUUUGAGCAGAAGAUUAGUAGACUUAUAGCUGCGAAACAGAAACUUAGACAGCUGCAAAACCUGGCUGCCAUGGUGCAGGAUGAUGAUCUGGAACCUCAAACAGCAGUUGCCAACACAGCUAAUAGGGGUGACUUGUUUUCGGAUGACACGGAGGAGACAAAGCAACAACCAAACAAUACCCGGGCAGGUGCCAACAAGCUACGAAAAGAUGUAGGACUGAAUGAAAAAGCAAGAGAGAAAUUUUAUGAAGCUAAGCUACAGCAGCAGCAACAGGAGCUUAAACAGUUACAAGAAGAAAGAAAACGACUGAUUGAAAUUCAGGAAAAAAUUCAAACGUUGCAAAAAGCUUGUCCUGACCUUCAAUUGUCAGCUGGUUUUGGUAACUGCCCAGCAAAUAGACAAAUUUCACCAACAACUUCAACUCCAGCCAUGAACGAGUGUCAUGGGGCUGCCAAGCCCCUACUUGAACUGGAUGAAUCUGUGCCAGUUGGCAAUGAGUUGUGGUCUGAGAUGAGGAGGCAUGAAAUUUUAAGGGAAGAGCUGCGCCAGAGGCGAAAGCAGCUGGAAGCGCUGAUGGCCGAACAUCAGAGGAGGAGGGAGCUGGCAGAAACAAUAUCCACUGUUGCUGCAUCUGUCAAAAGUGAGGGCUCAGAAGCUCAGCGCACUCCGCAGCAGAGCAGGACAGAGAAGACAGUGGCAACCUGGGGAGGUUCUACCCAAUGUGCCCUUGAUGAGGAGGAUGGAGAUGAAGAUGGUUAUCUCUCCGAUGGGCUUGGCCAUGCAGAAGAAGAGGAAGAAGAUGAAGAAUCAAGCUCUAAUGACACUUUCUCUGUUUAUCCCAAUAACAAUGUACCAGAAAGUGCCUUUUGUGCUAAAGAAAACAAAGACAGGUGGAAGAAUUGCCGUCCUCUUUCAGCAGAUGGGAAUUAUCGUCCAGCGUCUAAGAGCAGACAGCAGCAAAACCUUAGUAUGCGACGGCAGGAGAACCUUCGGUGGGUGUCUGAACUCUCCUAUGUGGAAGAAAAGGAACAAUGGCAAGAGCAGAUCAACCAGUUGAAAAAACAACUUGAGUUUAGUGUCAGCAUUUGUCAAACUUUGAUGCAGGAUCAACAGACCCUGUCUUGUCUACUACAGACUCUGCUUACAGGCCCGUGCAGCAUGAUGCCCAGUAAUCUUGCAUCUCCGCAAGUACAUCUUAUUAUGCAUCAAUUAAACCAAUGUUAUACUCAGCUGACUUGGCAACAGAAUAACGUUCAAAGGUUGAAGCAGAUGUUGAAUGAUCUAAUGCGCCAGCAAGAAGAGCAGCAGUGUCAAGAGAAGUCAUCCAAGAAGGACAGAGGCAGUAGUGCACCACCACCUCCAUCUCCUACUGUGUUUUGUCCCUUUAGUUUUCCCCCACAACCUGUGAACCUUUUCAACAUACCUGGGUUCACUAAUUUUUCUUCCUUUGCUCCGGGUAUUAACUACAAUCCAGUGUUUCCCUCUGGUUUUGGAGAUUUUGCACACAAUGCUUCUCCACAGGGUGAGCAGCAGCAGCAACAUCCUGUAGAUUAUAAUGCUUCUGGGAAAACUGAGUACAUGGCAUUUCCCAAACCAUUUGAAAGCAGUUCCUCUAACAGCGCAGAAAAAACAAGAAGGAAUCAUAGACAACCUGAAGAGGAAAUGGAAAACAGAGCAGUUUGGCUUCAUGACGGCCAGGAUGCCAAAAAGGAUGAUCAGUCUUACCUGAAAGCAGGUUUUGCUGUUUCAGUUCAAAACACUCCUCCUAGCCAUAACAAUCAGUCUGAUACGAACAGGAGAAGAGAGUUUGACGAGGAGUCUCUGGAGAGUUUUAGUAGCAUGCCUGAUCCAGUAGACCCAACUACUGUGACCAAAACAUUUAGAUCCAGAAAAGCAUCAGCACAAGCAAGCUUGGCAUCAAGAGAUAAAACACCCAAAUCAAAGAAUAAGAGGAAGAGUUCUUCCCAACUAAAAGGCAGAAUUAAAAGUACUG
Messenger RNA from Tinamus guttatus (white-throated tinamou), 4078 nucleotides. NCBI's taxonomy places the organism in Eukaryota, Metazoa, Chordata, Aves, Tinamiformes, Tinamidae. The record is from RefSeq and is a predicted model, not a curated record.